Thelazia callipaeda (thelaziosis nematode) is the source of this 1281-nucleotide messenger RNA. Lineage: Eukaryota; Metazoa; Nematoda; Chromadorea; Rhabditida; Thelaziidae. The record is from the annotation of a GenBank genome assembly.
AUGAAUGUUGAUCAGUUGAAAAACGAGUUCCAACAAAUAUUUGGAUGUGGCGCGAGAUAUAUUGUUCGAUGUCCCGGAAGGGUCAACCUUAUCGGAGAGCACAUCGAUUACAGUGGAUAUGGCGUUUUACCGAUGGCAAUAAGCGCUUCAACCUAUGUUUUAGCUUCAGCGCACGAUAUUGAAGAGAUUGUAUUUCGGAAUACGGAUGAAACUUACAGAGCUCAUACACACAAAUUUGGCGAUAAAUGGAUGGGUAGUAGGAAACCGGAAUGGUAUUACUACUUUUUAUGUGGUUGGAAAGGCAUUUUAGAACGAUUGAAUAUAUCUCCGAAAGGCAUGAAGAUAUUGGUGUCUGGUACUAUACCGCCAGGCGCAGGUCUCUCUAGCUCAAGCUCCAUCGUUUGUGCUGGAGCGCUAAUUACACUAGUUGCACACACAGGAAAGACUUUUGAUGUCAUCAAUAAGGCCGAAUUUGCUGAAAUAUGUGCUAAAGUUGAAAGAUACGUUGGUGUAGAAGGUGGUGGUAUGGAUCAAGCAACUGAAAUAUUGGCUAAUGAAGGUUCCGCAAUGCGCAUUGAAUUUGGUCCUCUGCGAGUUUACCCUGUAAUUCUUCCUCAAAAUGCUCUCUUUGCAGUUGUUCAUUCCGGAGAGACAAUCAACAAAGCAGCUAGUUCUCAAUAUAACGAACGAGUUGUAGAAUGUCGUUUGGCUGCUCAAUUGUAUCUAUUUUCGAUUAUGGCAAAACUUUAUGGUCUUGAUGAAUGGAUGAAAAUACGAACAUUAGGUGAACUUGCUCAGAAAAUGAGAAAAAAUGCCUCAGAAAUGAUUGCUGUAGUAAAAGAAAUCCUUCAAGCUUCCAUCUACACGAAAGACAAUGCUAUAACUUUGCUUAGCAUUACAGAAGAAGAUUUCAAUAAAACAAUACUGUCACUGAAUACUCAACACAUGAAUACAUUUAAAUUGGCCCAAAGAGCAUUACACGUGUACGCGGAAGCUAGUCGCGUUCGCCUAUUUCACGAAGCGUGUAAAAGGGGUGAACUUGAAACGAUGGGAAAAUUAAUGAAUGAAAGUCACAGUAGCUGCAAAGACCUGUUUGAGUGCUCUUGUGAAAAACUUGACGCAGUAGUAGAAAAAUGCUUGAGAAAUGGUGCGUUGGGAGCACGAUUAACUGGAGCCGGUUGGGGUGGUUGUGCAGUUGCUCUUUUCACUAAUAAGCAACCAGAGUUUGAAGUACUGUUUUGGAGUCGACCAGCAAGAGGCAUACAGUUGAUCGAAAGCUAA